Molecule: messenger RNA, 2181 nt
Organism: Scedosporium apiospermum
Lineage: Eukaryota; Fungi; Ascomycota; Sordariomycetes; Microascales; Microascaceae
Product: putative Ferric-chelate reductase (Fre2)
Exons: 2
Coding region: 1-2181 (726 amino acids)
Biological process (GO): copper ion import; iron ion transport; intracellular iron ion homeostasis
Cellular component (GO): plasma membrane
Molecular function (GO): ferric-chelate reductase activity
Source: RefSeq, a predicted model, not a curated record
AUGCUGCCCCGAAUCCAAACGGCCGCCCUGGGCCUCUUGGCCGCUCUAACCGUUCCAGCCUCAAGCCACACGGUUGACGGCCGCUAUGGUUACGGCUUCAUCGGCUACGGCAUCUCCAUGUACGACCCAACUUGCGCACAUGCCUGCCGCGCUUGCAUCUCCAAUCCCCUUGAAUGUCCCAUGGACCACGCCUCGCACACAGGCGACGCCGAAUCCUCGCACAUGUCCAUGGGCCCUUCGGCCGAGUGCUAUGCCACGAACGAGCACUUCCUUCACUCCAUGGCAUACUGCAUGUAUCAACGUUGCGAGGGAGUUCUGGCGUCCGACCUUGAAAAUUAUUGGGAGCUCAAUCUUCCCGGUCGGGGAAGGGUGCAGCCGCUUCCUAGGCUGUCUUACCAGGAGGCCCUGGCAGAAGUCAAGCAGCCACCGACUGAGGUCGUGCCGUCUGAUGUGCUGCUAAAUACUACUACGGCUGUUGAGGAUGACGCUUACUGGAGUCAGUAUCACACUUUGACCGUGUUUGAAGACAUCGAGAAGGGGCACUCGCGAUUCGGCCUUGUCAUCUUCAUUACUUGCGUCGUAAUCCCCAUCGGCUUCUCCUUCUUCCGCUUCAUCCCCUUCCCCAAAUCCUGGGUCAGCACCUUCUACGCCUACGUGAUCGAUCCCCCAGCCUUCGGAACCCGCCACGCCGUUCCCGCCUUCGGUCUCGCCAUCGUCCCCACUCGCGGCCAAGCCCUCUUCAUCUUCUACAUCAUCGCCGUGAACGUCAUCUUCUCCGCCGUCGGCUACCGCGCUAACGGAGACAACACCUGGUUCGCCAGCUCUAAGGCCCAGAUACGAGCAUAUAUCUCCAACCGCGUGGGUGUUCUCAGCUUCGCGAACCUGGCCCUCGCCAUUCUCUACGGCAGCCGGAACAAUGUCCUGCUUAGGUUGACCAACUGGUCGCAUGUGACUUUCCUCCUUGUUCAUCGUUGGAUAGGAUUCUUGUGUAUGUUGCAGGCUGUACUUCACUCCGCCAUCUACUUGCAAGAGUUCCUGGAGGAAGGCACCCACGCUGAGGAAAGUAAGCUUCCGUACUGGUAUACCGGUAUCGUCGCUACACUCGCCCUCAGCAUCAUUAUUCCUCUGUCCAUUCUUCCCAUCCGGCGCAAGUUCUACGAGCUUUUCCUAUCGAGCCACGUUCUUCUCUCCGCCAUAAGCAUCAUCGGAUGCUGGUACCACAUCAUCUACCGAUACGGUCACCAGUGGGGCUACGAGACAUGGAUCUACAUGGCCAUAGCUAUCAUGUCCUUCGACUACGUUGCCAGGAUCAUCCGAGUUCUUCGAUACGGCGUCAAGAAAGCCUACGUCACCGCCGUCGAUUCCGAGUACUACCGCAUCGAUAUCCCCGGCGUCGACAGCCGCGGCCACAUCUACAUGUACUUCCCCACACUGACAUGGCGUGUCUGGGAGAAUCAUCCGUUUUCCGUAGCAGGUGCCAUGAGUCACUCCCUGGAUGGCGACGAAUCGUCUGACCCCCAGGAGAAGGGCCUGCCUACUAGCGGAAGUGAUGUCGAGAAAGACACGACCGCCUCCAAAGUCCCAUCUUCUUCGUCCAUCGCCCCUGCGAGUCAAUCCCGGCCAGGAAUCACACUGUACAUGCGCAUCCAAGAUGGCGCCACGGCAUCUCUCGCAGCUCGCGCGGGUAAGAGUCCCAUUCCCGUCCUGGUCGAAGGUUCCUACGGCGUCGAGUCACGAAAUCUCUUCCCGCACAACCAGGUCCGCGCGGACGCAUCCUACCCCCAUAUCGUAUGCAUCGCCGGCGGCGUUGGUGUCACAGCCGUUCUACCCAUCCUUGAGGAUGCCCAAUCGCUCGGCAAGCCUAUUGGUGACGUCAAGUUAUACUGGGGAUCCAGGAGCCAAGCCCUCGUCGACGCCGUCUCUUCCUCCAUAACAUCUCGCUCUGUUGGACCCGAUGGGGGAAUUCGCUGGGGUGUUGCCGAUGUGCAGCUCAGCAUCGGAGAGAGGAUGGAUGUGCGCUCGAUCCUCGAGGCGGAGAUUAAUGAGAGGAAAGUUGGUGGCACGACGGUCGUGGUGUGUGGUCCUGCUGCUAUGGCCGAUGAGGUGAGAUGUACUGUGGCUGCUUUGGGUCGGCAUAGCGGUGUGGCUGUUCGUUUGGUGGAGGAGAGUUUUGACUGGUAA